AUGAUGAUAAAUUCAUUCAAAUUGAACCUUGCCUUGUUGUUACUCGCUCUUCUCUGUGGCUAUGUUUCAUUGAUCAAUGCUCAAACUUAUUCCAACUGUCAAAUGUUCGGAAGCCACAAAGUCGAAUGGACAUUGGAUGAAACUAAUAAUCGAUUGAGUGCUCGAUUCACGAUCAAUAAUUCAGGAGGAUGGGGAGCUGUUGGAAUGAAAAAUCCAAGUGAUGGAAGUGGAAUGACUGGAGCUACCAUUGUGUUGGGAUAUGGAAGUGGUAAUGGAACUAUUAAUGAAUAUUAUGCCAAUGGAAAUUCUCAACCAAGUCGACUCUCCACUAAUCAAUUCACUUCAGCAACUUCCACCACUUCUGGUUCGACCACAACCAUGACCUAUGUGAGAUCGUUGACUCGUCCUCAAAAUGCUCCAAGUACUUAUUAUGCUCUUUCAAAGGGAACUAAAACCACACUCUUGUUUGCUGCUCAUUCAAGUCAACAACCUUCGAGUCCAACGAAUUUUGUUGCUCAUGACGCAUAUAGUAUUUUUGCAAGUGGAAUUGAUUUCUUUUCGACAAGUACUUGUGGAACACCAAAGAAGAGUAAUGAUGGUCAAAGUUCAGUGAGAAAUGGAGUGAUGAGCAUGAUGAUUGUUGCUCUUGUUGUCUUCAUGUCUUUCAUGUUUUAA
Molecule: messenger RNA, 675 nt
Organism: Naegleria lovaniensis
Lineage: Eukaryota; Heterolobosea; Eutetramitea; Acrasida; Naegleriidae
Exons: 2
Coding region: 1-675 (224 amino acids)
Source: RefSeq, a predicted model, not a curated record